GAUUAAUAAAUUAUAUAAUUUUGUUGCUCAAAGAUUUAUUUUUAAUGAACAUUCAAACUAUUCAUCAGCCAUCUAAUUUUGUGACUGUUUCUCAAAACAGAAUAAAUAAUCAUAAUAUUUACAAUUCAAGGAGAUAGGUGGUGUAAAAUUUAUCGCCUGUAUUAUAUAAAAACAUGUAAAUUCAACAAAACAAAGUUCUGAUUCCAACUUCAAUUAGAAGUACUUCUCCUUAAUAGAGUUAAACUAUUCUUAGGUAGAGUUAUUAGCUUUUAUAAUUGCCAAUUCAAUCAUUAAGGACAUCUAAACCAAUUAAUUAAUCUUUUACUCCUCCUAACCGAUAAUUUUUAACUGAUAGAGAACGAACAACUAAUUCUUUUCACCAAAAAAAUCAGAAAGUUUUAACAAAUGAUUAAAAAAAUCAUAAUUAUUAAUAAAUAAGUAUUUCUUUGUAAAACUCUCCAAAUGUAUCUAGAGUAAAUCGCACGAACUAGUAAUAUGCAGGGUAGUAGUCGAAUAUGCAAUCUCUAUUAAAAAUAUAAUAAACUUUUGAGCCUUUGCGCUAAAAUGAAUAAUUAACUAAACAAGAAACUAAAAUAAAUAACAACAACUCUUAUAAAAAAGAUUUUUCUAGCUUAUAGUCAUCAUAUAAUUAUAGGUCAACAUAAAUGACAGAAAGUGACUAAGAUAUUCUUAACAUAGUUAGCAAAUAUAUAGGAAACAAAACAAAUGUUAAUUACUAAAGUAUAAAAGGAAGCAACACAUAUAGUAAUUAAUAAUUAUAUGAUGAUCUUGAGCUAGCUUAUUCAUAACAUUAAUUUAAUCUUUCUUAAAAAAGUUAAUAAUAUUAUAGCUCAUCCCCUAAUUAGCUUGAUUAUUAAAUAAAUAAAAGCUGCUCUUACCCAGAAGAAAUGAAUUGUACUAGUUAAAGUAAACAUGAUAAAGAAUAAUAAUAAGUAGAAAAUCAUAGAUAAUAGAUUUCAUAAAUAAGUUAGAAUUAAGAUAUUUAGUCUCUUUCUUGCAAGGAUUAAAAUAGCAAUUAUAGUGUAAACAACUCUAUAGAAUCAUAAAAAGAAAUUAAUUAUGAACAGAUGGUAUUAAUAAAUACUGAACAUAAUAAAUAAUAACAAAUUGCAAUACAAGAAUAAAUAAAUUUGAUAAAACUAGAAAAAUAUUAAAUAAAUUCACAAAAUAUAAAUUAAAAAAAUGUAUCAUAAAGCAACUAAAUGCUUUAAUAACAAGAUAUCAAAGAAAAUGAUGAUAUUUAUUAGCAUAAUAUCCCAUCUUUGUAAUAAAACUAUUAGACGUAAUAAAAUAAUUAAAAGGUUCCUACUUAAAAUGAAAUUCAAAAAUAGAUUUUGUUAAAUUAAAAUGUAGAAUUCACUGAAUGCUCAGACAAUCAUCCUAAUAAUUAAAAUAGUUUCUUUAAAGAUGAUGAAUAAGAAAAAAUAGAAAGUGACGAUAGACUUAAUCUUGCAGUUUACGAAGAUGAUAAUUAAAUUUUUGAUAUUAUUUCUUCAGAUAAAUUAGAAGAAUCAAACAAACAGUAAAAUAAAAAUUAAUUUUUAGAAAACGAUGAUGAUAAAAACAAUAUAUUAUCUUCUUCACUAGAAAAAGUAUAAUUAAAAAGUAGUAAACUAAGUUAAAAUAAUGCUUAAAUCUUAGAUCCUAUCCAGGAAGAAGAUUUUUUAAGCAGAAGCUCGUUUGAUACUGCCACAAUUAAAAAAUAAUUGAGUGGAUCGUUUACUACUACUUAGAAUUUAAAUUAGAUUUCAGGAGAAAAUUUUAAUAAUUAAAUAAACGAAAAAAUAGAACUUUAAAACAGAGAUGUCCCUUUUGUAAUAGAAUAAGAAUUAAAAUAAUAGGUCAAUUAAAUAUUAAAUUAAAAUUUAAUCUAACCUAUAGAAUAACAAGAGUUGAAAAAUACAAAAAAUGAAGUUUUAGAUGAUGAUAUUCAGCUAUUUGAUUCUAAUUUAGAAGAGAUAGAUUGCAUAAUAUAAAAAGGUUGUGAAGAUAAUCUUUUUUCAUAAGAUUCUUAUGAAAAUUACUUAGAUAUUUAUAAUUCUGACACAAACAAUAAUAAAAAAGAAACAUAUUAAACUUAAAAAAACUUGGCCAAAUAGGAACAUCAAAGAAGUUAAUCUGAUGCAACAAAUUAUUCUUAGAACUUUUAAAGCAUAUCAUCUUUUGAUAAUGAAAGUCUUAGAAGAUCAAUAGGUAAUUUAGCUUCCUUUGGCCAUUCACCUUAGAUAUCUAUCUAAACAAACGAACAAACUUACCUUAACGGAAAUUCAGCAACAUUUAAUUAUGAAAACACUUAAAAUUCUGAACAGAGCCCAGAAGUUUAGUCAAAACAAAAACUAAGCUAGCUUAUAGCAGAAUCUGAAAAGUGUCAAAAAAUUGAAACUCCCUAAAUCUAGAAUUAAGAAACACCUACUUUAUAAUUCGAAAUCAAAGAAACUAAAUCUACUCAAAAAAAAUUAACUUUUUAAGAUGCAUUCGUAUUAAUAGCCUUAUUUCUUUUAGUGAUAUUAAUAGGAUGCAUUUUUAUCAUCUUUAUUUAAGAUAACUCUUUAGUUAAAUUUACCAAUUAUUAUAAUCAGGACAUUUAUGAAGGAUAACAGUAAUUUGAUCAAUUAUAAGUUUAUAAUUAUGAUUUUAUCAAUUUAGACUAUGAGUGUCAAUCAUUAAAUGCAUAUUAAUUUUUUCUAUAAAAUAGAUGAUUUUUUAUUUUUUAAAAAAACAACCAAAAAAUGAUAUAAUGAUUAAUAAGUAGAUUAAUAAUACUUGUUUGUUUAGCAAAUAACAUAAAAUUGGUUUAAUUUGCAAAGAAAUAAUAAUAAUUAGUCUAAUCAAUGUAUAGAGGUUUAAUAAAAUAUUUGUAUAGAAAAAGGUUUGUGUAAAUAAAUAAAUAAGUACAUGUUUUUGUUUAACUACUACUU
This is a messenger RNA of Tetrahymena thermophila SB210, 2939 nucleotides long. RefSeq lists its product as hypothetical. The transcript is spliced from 3 exons. The record is from RefSeq and is a predicted model, not a curated record. NCBI's taxonomy places the organism in Eukaryota, Ciliophora, Oligohymenophorea, Hymenostomatida, Tetrahymenidae.